Messenger RNA from Exophiala dermatitidis NIH/UT8656, 4671 nucleotides. RefSeq lists its product as uncharacterized. The record is from RefSeq and is a predicted model, not a curated record. Gene Ontology annotation, molecular function: 4-alpha-glucanotransferase activity; amylo-alpha-1,6-glucosidase activity. The transcript has 2 exons. NCBI's taxonomy places the organism in Eukaryota, Fungi, Ascomycota, Eurotiomycetes, Chaetothyriales, Herpotrichiellaceae. Bases 1 to 4671 code for a protein of 1556 amino acids. Gene Ontology annotation, biological process: glycogen biosynthetic process; glycogen catabolic process.
AUGCCUCCCAAGACUCACCAGGGGACCCGUCAGGUCUACUUCCUACCCCUCACCGAUGCCGGUGCGCCAGAUGUGCCUCAUGAGUACAUCUACCUGCCUGCGCCUACCGACCCUGCCUACUAUUUGAGGUUCGCCAUCGAAGGAACAAGUUCAAUAUGCCGGCAGGGAAGCCUCUGGGUGAACAUCCCUGAACCGGGCCAGGCGUUUGAUCGAAACCACUUUCGGGAGUACAAACUCCAUCCUGACUUCAAUCGGACUCUCGAAAUAGACAUUCCCAUCACUUGUGCCGGAGCCUUCUCCUUCUAUACCACCUACACACCUCUGCCCAAAUUCUCGCUCGCCGAUGUCGAGACCCCUCGGCCUACCCGGACACAAACCUACUAUGUCGACAUCGAACCCAAAUUGUCGCUGGCUGGUUCAAGCCUGCCGUUGGACGCUUUGGGCAUCUUCUCUGUGGUGUCCAAAUUCAUGGGCAAAUAUCCGGAAGAUUGGGACCGGCACUUCAAGGGUAUCAGCGCAAGAGGAUACAACAUGGUCCACUUCACCCCGUUGCAACAGAGGGGCGAGUCGAAUUCACCUUACAGCUUGUAUGACCAGCUGGCAUUCGACUCGGAGCUCUUCCCGGGCGGGGAAAAGGACGUUGCCAAAAUGGUGAAGUCAAUGGAAGAAGAGCACGAGCUGUUGGGUUUGACUGAUGUCGUCUUCAAUCACACGGCCAAUAACAGCCAAUGGCUCGAGGAGCAUCCUGAAGCCGGCUACAACGUGGUGACUGCGCCAUGGCUGCAGUCAGCGCUUGAGAUGGACGAUGCUCUACUUGAGUAUAGCGCCCAGCUCGAGUCACUUGGCCUGCCAACAACCUUCAACAAUAUCAAUGACCUGGAUAGGGCAGUUGAGGGGAUCAAGGAACAUGUGAUCAACAAAAUUCGCCUGUGGGAGUAUUUUGUUUGCGACGUCAAAUCUGAUACGAAGGCUAUUCUUGAAGCCUGGAAGAAGGGCAGCACCAAGCUGCCAUCGGGUGGCUUCGAAGAUGCCGUUGGCGGCGGACUUGAUUCGGUGAAGUCGUGGUCGCUUUACCAAAAGGCAAAUUUCCUCAAAACCAAAGGGUUGCUCCAUGGGUUGCGUAUCGACGGUCGCUUUUCCCGAAAGGUCGACCCUGAGAUUGCCUCGGCAAUGCUGACAGUCCUCUAUGGGCGGUACGAUGAUGGCGCUGAUAUUCAUGCCGUCGAGGACGCCACAAAAUCAAUCUUGAACGAGCUCAACCUCCCCUUUUACCGGGAAUAUGAUGCAGACGUCGAGGCCAUCCUUUCUCAGGUCAAAGGCAGAUUAGAGUACACGAGAUUGGAUCCUAAUGGCCCGCUGCUUGGUCCGGUCACCAAGGAGCACCCUCUGAUCGAAACUUACUUUGCUCGGUUGCCACUGAAUGAGACAACCAAAAAGCAUGACCCUAGGUCGUUAUCCCUUGCGGUGAACGGUUGGAUCUGGGCUGCAGAUGCCAUGAAAGACAACGCUGGUCCGGACUGGCGACCUUAUCUCAGGAGAGAACUCAUUCCAUGGAGCGACUGUGUCAAGUUGCGCUAUGGCAGUGGACCGGAGGAUAAUCCGUACUUGUGGGAGCACAUGACACAAUACGUGCGGCUCAUGGCAAAAUACUUCACUGCGUUUCGCAUCGACAAUUGCCACUCUACGCCAAUACAUGUUGCGGAGUAUCUUCUCGAUGAAGCGAGAAAGGUCCAACCGAAUCUUGCUGUGUUUGCGGAAUUGUUCACCGGCAAUGAAGAGACGGAUUACGUCUUCGUGAAGCGGUUGGGUCUGAGCGCUCUGAUCCGAGAGGCUAUGCAAGCGUGGAGCACACAAGAACUGAGCAGGAUUGUACACCGACACUGUGGUCGACCCAUUGGCAGCUUCGAGAUCAAUGUGCCGCAACGAUCAAAGACUGAAGCCAACUCCACGGUUAACGGAAAUGGUCCGAGAACCAAGGAAGUUGUGAAGCAUAUUAGAGAAUCCCCAGUCCAUGCUCUCUUUAUGGACUGCACUCAUGACAACGAGAUGCCGGCUCAAAAACGAGAUGCCCGAGAUACCCUUCCCACAGCUGCCUUGGUGAACAUGUGUGCUUGUGCUACAGGCAGUGUGAUGGGCUUCGAUGAGAUCUACCCAAAGCUUGUUGAGAUCGUCCACGAACACCGAAAGUACACGUCACCGAGCUCUGAUGGUACCGUUCCCACCGGUGCUGGUGAAGGAGGGAUUGCUGGGGUGAAGAAGCUGCUCAAUCAGAUCCACACUAUGAUGGGCAAAGAUGGAUACGAUGAGACAUUCCUUCACCACGAGGGUGAGCUGAUUACUCUGCACCGAGUGCACCCGGACUCCCGCAAAGGAUAUUUUCUCAUCGCGCACACGGCGUUCCCAGGUUGUGGUAAUGGAAAUGGUGGCUUGAGUCCUGUGCACUUGGCAGGAACAAAAGCACGUCAACUCGGAGCUUGGGUACUUGAGGUGGACCAGAGCAGGGAAGCAAAGAAAGCCGCAUUGGCUGACAAAGACAACCUGGUCGGGUUACCAUCCCGGGUAAGGAACAUCAAAGGUGCAACUAUCACAUCCGACAAUGGUGACACUACUAUCACCAUUGCCGAUUUCUUCCCACCUGGGUCGAUUGCUCUUUUCGAGACUUGGGUUCCCUCUGCAGAACAUUCUCUUGGUCUUGGAGCUUUCAUAGCCAGUGGGACUGAGACAGCCUUCGGAGCGCUUGACCUGAUCGACCUGAACUCGGUCCUCUACCGGUGCGAGUCCGAGGAGCGCGAUUCGAGCAUGGGUCAAGACGGAGUCUACCACAUACCAGGCUACGGUCCGCUGGUAUACGCAGGGCUUCAAGGCUGGUGGAGUGUUCUCGAAGGUAUUGUCAGACGGAACGACCUUGGUCACGCGUUGUGCAACCACCUUCGCGCUGGGCAGUGGGCGCUGGAUUUCAUCGUUGGCCGUUUGGAAACAAUCUCGAAGCGUGAGGGUUAUUCCCGCCUAGAGGAGCCCGCAAAGUGGUUCAAAGAACGGUUCGAUGCUGUGCGCAUCAUUCCAAGCUUCCUCUUACCGCGUUACUUUGCUUUGAUUGUCCAAGUUGGUUACAACGCUGCUUUCAAGAGAUCAAUGGACCUGAUGAGCUCAAACAUCAGACAAGGCCAAGAUUUCCUUCAGAGUCUCGCCGUGGUGAGCACACAAAUGGAGGGAUAUGUCAAGACUGCAUCCCUAUGGCCGAAUAAGAGUGUCCCUUCCCUAGCGGCCGGACUGCCGCACUUCUCGGUGGAAUGGGCCAGGUGUUGGGGCCGGGAUGUCUUCAUCUCAUUGCGUGGACUGUUUCUGUGCACGGGGCGAUUUGAAGAAGCUAAGGAGCACAUCAGAGCCUUUGGAAGCGUGCUGAAGCAUGGAUUGAUCCCGAACUUGCUGAGCAGUGGCGCUGCUCCACGAUAUAACUCGAGGGACUCCCCUUGGUUUUUCCUCCAGAACAUCCAGGACUACACCAAGAUCGUGCCGGAUGGGCUAUCGCUUCUACAAGAGAAGGUGCCUCGCCGAUUCCUUCCGUACGAUGAUACUUGGUUUCCGUACGAUGACCCGCGCGCGUAUUCGACGGAAUCAACAGUGGAAGAAAUCAUCCAAGAAGUUCUGCAGCGUCAUGCAUCUGGAUUGUCCUUCCGGGAACAUAAUGCUGGACCUGAACUGGACAUGCAGAUGAAACCUGAAGGAUUCCAGAUAGAUGUCCACGUGGACUGGGAGACCGGUAUCAUCUUUGGAGGGAACCAAUUCAACUGUGGAACAUGGAUGGACAAAAUGGGCGAGAGCGAACGUGCCGGCAGCAAAGGUGUUCCUGGUACUCCCCGCGAUGGUGCGGCGGUCGAAAUCACUGGGCUCUGCUACAGUGCCUUGAGAUGGGUAUCUGAACUUUACAAGCAAGGAAAGUACCAGUAUUCAGGCGUGAAAACCGACCAAGGCGACAAUAUUUCCUUUGCGGACUGGGCCGAUCGCAUCCAAGCCAAUUUUGAGAAAUGCUACUGGGUUCCUGCGGAUCCCAAAGAUGAUAUCCAGCACGAUGUCGUUUCGAAGCUCGUCAACCGACGAGGGAUAUACAAGGACCUGUAUCGGUCUGGAAAACCGUACGAAGACUAUCAACUUCGACCCAACUUUCCUAUCGCCAUGACAGUGGCUCCGGACUUGUUCACACCUGAAAAUGCGCUAUUGGCACUGAAAAUGGCCGACGAUGUGUUGCGUGGACCUACAGGGAUGGCGACACUUGACCCCUCGGACUUGAACUACCGACCCUACUACAACAAUUCGGAAGAUUCGACCGAUUUUGCGACAUCCAAAGGCAGAAAUUACCAUCAAGGUCCAGAAUGGCUGUGGCCUACCGGAUUCUUCUUGCGAGCACUGCUCAAGUUUGAUCUCAUGCGCCGUGCUACGCCAGCGGCUCGUUUGGAAUCAUAUCAACAGGUGACGCAGCGCCUGGUCGGGUGUAAACAAGCGAUCAAGGAUAGCCCGUGGAAAGGGUUGACAGAGUUGACCAACAAAGACGGGACAUUCUGUGCUGAUUCGUCACCCACACAGGCAUGGUCUGCGGGCUGUUUGAUUGACCUGUUCCACGACGCCAUGUCAUUGGCAAAGGAGAUGGAGGAAACCGAAGUGAACGGGGCUUGA